Messenger RNA from Phlebotomus papatasi, 5149 nucleotides. RefSeq names its product protein mesh (gene mesh). The coding region runs from base 210 to 4529 and encodes 1439 amino acids. The record is from RefSeq and is a predicted model, not a curated record. NCBI's taxonomy places the organism in Eukaryota, Metazoa, Arthropoda, Insecta, Diptera, Psychodidae. Gene Ontology annotation, biological process: cell-matrix adhesion. The transcript is spliced from 14 exons.
GUACCCAAGACAGGUGAAAAUCUAUAGCAAAAUUCCUCAGUUUUAGACAACGCCCUGACCGAGUCAGGUGGAAAAUGAAGUGAUUGUCUCAGUGUUGAAUAAAAUAAGAAGAAAAAAAGUGAGAUAAGGGAAAAAGGGAAAAAAGUAGUUUCCUAGCAAAAGUCUCUGAGUUUUGGUGUAAAUAAUUUAUAGACUUUACAGUGGAGGACAUGAGGCUGAAAAUCCUCCUAGUGACUUUAUGUUGUCUCACCUUGUUGUCCUCAUGCAGUGUAUUAGGACAGAGUGAACAUGAGGACGACGUAGAAGAGGUGGAGACUAUUGAUAAGGACAUUCUCGAAAGUCCCCCUGAACCUCUCGAGACAACCUCACAGCAGGAUGAGUUGAUCGAUGAGGAUGAAACGGACGAUGAUGAUGACUAUGACACAGCAUCGGACCAACCCGAACCAGCACAGGAUGACUUUGAGGAUCCCAUGCCAGUGGACACCAUCGUCAAUGAGGAUACAGUGAAUGUGGACAAAAUUCGUCCACGGACCAGUAAAUCCGGAAAUUACUACCUCUACGACGAUUACCUGUCCAGCAACCUGGACAUGGAUGACUCAAAUUACAAUUGGGAUCCAAACAAUCGCGUAGCCCCGAGUGAGCCUAAAACACAUCGAAAUGAUGGACAGGGCUAUGUAAUAUCACCUGCUAGACUGGCAGAAAUUCGACGACACUUUAUGUACUGGUUCUUCGAUCAGGGUGGUGACAACAAUCAUGGAGACUAUCAAACAGAUAUUCAUGCAUCUAUGCCACAGUUGCAUAAAAAUUUCAAUUUUCAGCUUCCAUUCUUUGGCUUCAGAUUCAAUUACACGAGAGUUUCUAUGCAUGGUCAUUUGGAAUUUUCCGAUCCACCAGAACAUUUUACAUACCCAUUAACUUUUCCCAUCAAAGACUGGCCACGACGCAAUGACCCUUCCUUUAUUGGAAUCUUUUUCUCAAAGUGCCGCAUUGGAAAAAUGAGACCAACUGAUUUCGAUCAGAGAGUUCCUGGCGUCUAUUUCAGAAUGGAACGUGAUUUGCAGACACGUACAGAUCGAUUUGGUGUGGAAGUGCGUGAACGUGUGAUGUGGGAUAUUCGAGAGGGUGUCGUCGGAUCUGACACAUUUAUCCCCAAACAUGCUGUCAUCAUCACCUGGAAGAAUAUGUCAUUUGCCGGAGGAAUUGAUAUUUCACUCCACAGGACCAAUACGUUCCAAAUGGUACUGGCCACUGAUGAAGUGUACACAUAUGCAAUUUUCAAUUAUGCCGAGAUAAAUUGGUCCUCACACACGGAAGCUGGCGGUGAUACGACGGGUGGUGAAGGUGGUGUACCAGCUUAUAUUGGAUUCAAUGCCGGCAACGGGACACAGUCAUAUGAAUACAAACCCUAUAGUCAGGCAUCGGUGCUUCGAGACUUGACAGGACGUGGAUGGGCUAAUGGUUUUCCGGGCAGGCACAUUUUCCGCAUAGACGAGCGAAUUAUGCUGGGGACGUGCAAUAAAGAUAUUGAUGCUGCCCACUUGCCCCUGGUCUUUGCACCAGAGUCGGGAAAUAUGUUGGGUGGGACUGUGGUUAACAUUACUGGACCAUGCUUCAAUGAGAAUGAAAGAGUGUCCUGCCGCUUUGAUACAGAAGAGGUGAUUGGACACUUCGUUGACCGGAAUCGUGUCAUAUGUGUUCAGCCAUUCCUAAUGGCCCAAGGGUACAUUCGUUUCGAAAUCUCUGUAGGCACGGAGAAGUAUAAAUGGCGUGGGAGGUACUUUGUAGAAACACCCGCAACGGCGACUGAUAGAAUUUUCUUUGAGACUCAGGAUGUAUAUCAAAAGGCACCUCCUGAAGUGAAAAUAACGUGGAAUCGAUUUAAUUUAACGACCAACUUGAAUGCUGGAGUGAGAAUAUCGCUCUGGGGCUACAGAGAGAGUACAAUUCGGCCACAAUUGGAGUAUAUUGAUAUGAUUGAGGAAGGUAUAACAAAUCAGGGUUACUAUACAAUUGCACCAGCUAAUUAUCGUUUGAGAAACAAUCCCCGAAAUGUUGAUAUGCAAUUUGGAUUCAUUAUGAUUAAUCUCACAAAUCCUGAACAUUUCUCUGGUUUGAGAAUUUCACCGGUUCUGUGGUCUAAACCCAUUCCUCUGGGUUGGUACUUUGGACCUCAAUGGGAGAGAAUUCAUGGGAGAAAUUGGCCUAGAGCUCUAUGCGACAAUUGGUUGAGGACCGAUCGAUUCUUGAGGAACUUCCCUGCUGAAAUUGCCGUCUGUCCUUGCCAUUUGGAUCAUGCCCUCAAUGACAAAGGUCGAUUCAUGCCUGACCAUGAUUGCGACAAAGAUUCCAAUCCAGCCUGUCUUCACCAUCGGGGAGCAAUUCACUGUGUUCGAACUGGUCAGCCUAGCUUGCAGGGUUCGGAACAGCAGUGUUGCUACGAUCGUAAUGGCUUCCUUAUGCUCUCGCACGAUCAGAUGUGGGGUUCAAGACCUAGGCGAACCCACAAUAUCGGACAAUUGCCCUGGAAUGAGGCUAACAAAGUUCCCACUCUAUCGACUUGGUUCCACGACGUUAGGCCCUACUACUCAUGCUGCUACUGGCAAGAUGAACAGGCUGUAGGAUGUGAAACUCUCAGGUUUGAACGAAGACCUUCCCAGGACUGUGUAGCCUAUCAAGCUCCAGCUGUGGGAGGAGUCUUUGGGGAUCCUCACAUCAUCACCUUCGACAAUGCCCACUACACAUUCAACGGAAUGGGCGAAUUCGUUCUGGCUCGUGUCAAUACCGGUCGAGAACGCCUCGAUGUCCAGGGUAGAUUCGAACAAGUUCAUCCCAAUGUCUUUGGUCCAGUGAAAGCCACGCAUCUCACAUCAGUAGCAGCUAGAGGAAACACCACCACAGUCAUUGAAGUUAGGCUGAGACCUAAGCACGCUCAAUGGCGCUACCGACUGGACGUUUUCGCUGACGGACGUAGGAUCUACUUCGACAGGCCCAGUCUCAAAUUCCAGCACUUCCACGGAGUCACUGUCUACACACCCAGCUACAUCCUCAAUCAAUCGGAAGUAGUGAUUAUGUUUGAUUCGGGAGCCGGGGUGGAAGUUGUGGAAAAUGCAGGUUUUAUGACGUGUCGAGUGUACCUACCAUGGACGUUUAUAAAUCGCACGAGAGGUUUACUUGGAAAUUGGAGUUGGGACAUACAGGAUGACUUUACGUUACCAGAUGACACGAUAGUGGGGAUUAAUUUGAAUAAUUUCGAGAGCAUUCACCGAGACUUUGGAUUGAGAUGGGCGCUAGCAGAUCGAGAGCAACCGGGAAUAGGUGCGGCACUUUUUACGCGAGAAUUUGGACGAACUUCGAGUUACUUUUCCAAUGCCUCAUUCAUUCCCAACUUUAUACGGGAGCCAAGGGACUUCCUGCCACCCAAUCGAACGCAUGAUGUGGAGCGAGCACACGAGUUAUGUGGCGAAAGCUAUCAAUGUCGAUUUGAUUUUGGCAUGACGCUAAAUCGCGAGAUGGCUCAUUUCACCAAGAAUUACUACGAUAGUAUCGUAAAUAUUCGGGAUCAGAAUCAACGGCAAAUUCUCUCAUGUGGCAUCCUACCGACACCUCGUUUUGGCAGAAAAUCAAACUUCCAAUUCGUACCCGGAUCGAGGGUGUCGUUUGAGUGCAAUGAGGGCUUCUUUUUGAUUGGAGACAGCCGUCGUGUAUGUCAAGCCGAUGGCAGAUGGGAUGUCCCUGUUCAUGGCUAUACUGAGUGUCUACGCGAGGUGUUCUACACUCGUCGUACCGCUUGGAUAACAACGGGCAUUGUUCUUGCGGUUAUUGCGCCACUUUUAAUGUGCCUUGUAUGUGGCGUAUAUUGCUAUCGAAAGAAGCAAUUGAAAGAGGAUCCAAAUUGGAAGAUGCCACUGCCAUCGCGUUCUGGCUCACGGGCUAGCAUUAGGCAUUUGAACAGUGAUGGAAGCGACAUGGACGGUGGGGAUACGCUAAAGAAGAGCCGAAGCUACGACAAAGUGUACAGGACGCAUGAACCGUUGGAGGGUAAGCCAAACAUUGACUUUCCAGAGAAGAAGUGGGAUCUGGAUGAUGAGGAUGUGACAUCGUCGGAAGGUAGUGAUUUGAAAGAUACGAAAAUAGCUAAAGAUAUACAGUACGUAUCAAAUACAGGAGACAGACCGAGACAGUUAGGACGGAGAAAUAUGCGAAUGGGUGGCAUUGAGGAGGAGAAUAAUGCACAGUCUUUCCCACCGCCACCCGUUGAUUCACCAACACCAAUCAGCCCUGGCUACAGUCCCACCUAUAGUGGCCUCGAUCGCAACAGCAGCUUCAUGAAUGAGCAGCAGCCACCACCACCACCUCAAACAGGCCCAGCAAGACCACCUAGUGGAGCUGUCCGUGUUCUUCCUGGACCCGGACCAGCGUCUCCCUCUCCGCCAGACCAAUUCCUAACGUUCUCGGGGCCAUCGUCGCCACAACCACCGCCCCAGGAUGUUGGUCUGCCACGGGUCAACGCCAAGGCGACCGAGGUGUGAGUCUGAGGUCAUGACCAUCACCUCGGCACCAACCCUACUUAUAGUCCCCCCUUUUUUUACACCUUCACACAUUUUACUGUAAGCAUAUUAAAAGCCAAUUGUUAGAAUUUAGAAAGGACACCAGAUACUUGUGCCACACAAGAUUCAUCCCUAAGAUACGGUUACCAAGUAAGGACAUCACAAAAAAAAAUCCACAAACAUGUUGCAUGCAGGAAACUUAAAGGGUUUUCUGUGGAUCAAAAAUCAUGAACAGACCGGAGAUUUAAAUUCUGAUACCGAAAAACUAAUUUCCUGACAUAUAAAUUUUUAUUAUAUCUCUAACUAAGAUUUUUUUUCAUUUAGUUGUUAUCACAAUAGCACAAUCUAUAUUUUCAAUAUUUCGAAUUCUUCCCUAAUCCCCCAAAAAUUCUAUGCUCUAUUUCCUAACAAAUUUUAGCAGAUAAAUCUACCAUGACCACAUUUUAUAAUCAAUACGAGAGAACAUCACUCUUUUGUCGUCCCAUCGCAAUGCAAUAGUGUCAUAUUCACUGUACUUUAUAUAAAUUUGUAGAUGAAAAAAUCAACAAACUUUGUCACUAAAUAAAUAAAAUAGUCGAUAUAGUUUAUGUCAUUUAUUGAAA